Molecule: messenger RNA, 2500 nt
Organism: Cuscuta epithymum
Lineage: Eukaryota; Viridiplantae; Streptophyta; Magnoliopsida; Solanales; Convolvulaceae
Source: the annotation of a GenBank genome assembly
GGGAGAGGUGGGGGUGCAAGUUAUAAAGGGUGAAAUUGUAAUUCAAACCAGCACACAUCUUUUAUUGGGUGGCGGAUUCCGGCUUGCACUCCCGAAAAAGUAGCCAUAAUAACCAAAGAUUUGGAGAAGGUAUUAGCCUAACAAAUACUAUCGUAUAACCGCACUCCAAUAUGGAAAGAAGCAAUUGACUUUCGCAGAUGGAAGAUAAAUUGAUUUUAAGGUAUCGUAAUUCAUGGUAAAGUGCAUCAAAAAUAUAUAUUUGUGAUAAUACUACCACUCUGUUUUCAUGGUGCCGUACAGUUCAUGUUAAAGUGCAUCAGGAAGGUGUUUUUGUGAUUAUACUAAACACUCGUUUUCCAUUACUAAUUUCAAGGUGCAUACAAUUCAUAUUAAAGUGUAUCAGAAGUGUAUUUUUGUGAUGUUACUAAACACUCUGUUAUCGUUACUCAUUUGUGGUAAUUUAAAUUUGGGUGCAUUACUAUGAUGUUCAAGUGCAUGGAACGAAUGGAAUGGUUUGAGAUAUUAAAAAACUGUAAAAUAAAAAUGAGUUUAACGUGGUUAGAUGCACACUAACUUAUGAAAAAUGCAUGUAGUCCAUAUACAAUUGUGUUAAAUAUCCCACACCGGAAAGAUUUGGAUGAACAAAGUGCUAUAUUAACACAUGGGCUACUCCUCCUAUCAGGUUGACCUUUUAGGAUGGAACCCCGUGUCUUAACAUGGUAUCAGAGCCAAAUCGAUCCAUGAUGUGGGCCCCUUAUGAAUCGUGAUGACACGAUUAUAAAAAAAUUGAUAAUUACGGCCGGAUGAAAAAAACCGGACCGAUGAAAAAAAAAUUAAUGAUGGCACGAUCCAGACGAAGUGUCUGGUCGUGAGGAGGGGUGUUAAAUAUCCCACACCGGAAAGAUUUGGAUGAACAAAGUGCUAUAUUAACACAUGGGCUACUCCUCCUAUCAGGUUGACCUUUUAGGAUGGAACCCCGUGUCUUAACAAAUUGUCAUGCAUUUUGUUGGACGCAAAUUAUAAGUUUAAAUAUAAUAAUUUCUUUGAAUUGUGGAGGUGCAGUUGAUGGAGAUGCAUGUGCUGAUGUGCACCGUGUGAACAAUUUAGUUUUAGUGGUUAGAAAAAUGAAAAGAAGAUGCACAAGCCAAAGAACCGGCCAUUAAAGUAAAGACGUUCAAAAGAUCCCUUGUGGUCACGGGAUCUUCGCACGACCUUUCUUCUCUUUGCUGAACUCCGUCUUAGGCUUAACGACGGCACUGUGAUCGGACCGGAUCCCGGUUGAACUCUCUCAGGUUGAUUGAUGGGUCCAGAGGAAGACAGGAGAAGGAGAACCCUCUUCAAAGAUCGACCUGAAUGGGCAGACGUCAGGCCUGUGCCACAAGACGAGGGGCCUAACCCUGUUGUCUCCAUAGCCUACAAUGAGGAGUUCUCCGAUGCAAUGGGAUAUUUUCGGGCAGUUUACCUCGCCGACGAGCGAUCUACCCGAGCUCUUCACCUCACUACAGAAGCCGUCGGACUUAAUCCCGGCAACUAUACUAUUUGGCAAUUUAGGCGUGUGGUGCUUGAGGCAUUGGGGUCUGAUUUGCACGAAGAAUUAGAGUUUGUUGAUCGUAUCGCGGGAGGCAACCCAAAAAACUAUCAAAUAUGGCACCACAGAAGGUGGGUUGCUGAGAAGCUAGGAACUGAUGUGGUGCAUAAGGAGCUUGAGUUCACGAAGAAAGUAUUCCAUCAGGAUGCAAAAAAUUAUCAUGCAUGGUCGCACAGGCAGUGGGUUCUUCAGACACUUGGUGGGUGGGAAGAUGAACUUUCUUAUUGUGAUGAACUACUUGAUGAUGAUAUUUACAACAACUCAGCCUGGAAUCAGAGAUACUUUGUGGUUACAAGAUCACCUCUUCUAGUUGGAGGCCUGGUAGCAAUGAGGGAGUCAGAAGUGAGAUAUGCAGUUGAAGCCAUCAAAGCUAACUCUGACAAUGAAAGCCCAUGGAGAUAUCUUCGGGGUCUUUACAAAGGCGAUGUACAAUCACUGAUGAGGGACCCUCAGGUGUCAUCGGCUGUUUUGGAGGUUUUGACUUCCAAAGCCAACAACCGUGUGCACGCCUUGAGCAUGCUGUUGGAUCUUUGGUGUCAUGGGUUUGAACCGAGCCCGGAACUGAUCAGUGCAGUUCAUGAUCUCUCUUCAUCCAACUCAUCAGAUUUAAAACUGGGGGAAAUGAUCAUUUCAAUCUUGGAAACAAUAGAUCCAAUUCGUACAAAUUAUUGGAAUUGGCGCAAAACAACUUUCCCAGCCCAAUUAAGUCACCCUCAAAAUGAGGACCGUUUGGCAGGUUUGAGUUUAUAGUAUAAAAGUACUACAUAAUCGCGCUUCCUCUUUGCUCUUUUGUCUUCAUGGACUGUAUUAUGAAAUUUAUGUGUUAUGUUAUCUAAUUAAAGAAGAAUUUACAUUCGAAGCAAUUAUGGCAACAACUUUUGCAGAUCUCCAUAUAUUUUUCAUUCUUCUCUA